UGCCAUUAAGAGAUGGCUUUUUGGCUUGUUGGUGUGUCUCGGCGCGCGCACACACACGCGCGGGAGGCUGGAGCUUGGAGGGGCGCAGGCUGGCGCGGUUUUAAGCCGGAGGGACAGCCACGGGCUCCAAGCUUUUCUCCUCUCGUCGGGACACGGACAUGGGGGGGGAAUGUGGACCGGGACGGGCGCUCUUUUGGAUGAAUAGAUGAACGGAUGGUGUCCCCCCAACACACAUGGACGCAGCUGUCCGGAUAGAACCUCAGACCUGCGUUAAUCCUGGCAUGUCCCAGAUGAGAGACUGCAGAAAUGACUGUCAUCACCUUCGCUGUCUCUGUGCUCUGCCUGCUGCCCCAGGCGGCGUCGGGCCGGUGGGCUUGCGUCCGGGCCUGCCCGCCGUCCUGCACGUGCACCCAGGAGAGGAGCUGCAGCGUGCUCUGCGAUCGCUCGGCCCUGGCCGAGCUGCCCAGAGAGUUCCCGUGCGAGGCCUCCGCCAUCAACCUGGAGAAGAACCGGCUCAAGUUCCUGUCUGAGCGGGCCUUCGGCACCCUGCCCUCCCUCAAGUCCCUCUCUUUGGAUCACAACAACAUCUCCUUCAUCACCCCGGGAGCCUUCAAGGGCCUCUCCAACCUGGUGGAGCUGAGGAUGGCGCACAACGACUACAUCAGCUACCUCCACACGCGCACCUUCUCCGGGCUGAAGAAGCUGGUGCGGCUGGACCUGUCGGACUGCAACCUCUUCAACAUCCCCGACCGCAUCUUCAUCGAGCAGCCCGCGCUCAGGGAGCUGCUGUGCUUCCAGAACAACUUCCGGAGGAUCCCCGGAGCCAUCCGAGGCAUGGAGAACCUGACGCACAUCUACCUGGAGAGGAACAAGAUAGAGGCCGUGGCCUACAACUCCCUGCUGGGCCUGGAUCGUCUCAAGUACCUGGACCUCCAGGGGAACCGCAUCAACGUGAUCCACGACAACGCCUUCCAGGACCUGGUCCGGCUGGAGAACUUCUACCUCAACGACAACCUGCUGUCCACCCUGCCCCGGUUCGCCUUCCGGGGCCUCAGCCGCCUCAAGAUGCUCAACCUCGGGGGCAACCAGCUGAUCAACGUCUCCCGCACCUGGUUCAGCGACCUGGUGGAGCUGGAGGUCCUCUACCUGGACCGGAACCAGCUGCUGCACAUCGAGGACGGCGCCUUCGAGAACCUGACCAGUCUGAUCACGCUGCACCUGAACAGCAACAACCUGACCGCCCUGCCCCUCAGCGUCUUCCAGCCCGUCUACUUCCUGGGCCACCUGUACCUCUUCCGGAACCCCUGGGAGUGCGACUGCUCCCUGGAGUGGCUGAAGCUGUGGAUGGACAGCUACAAGCUGGUGCGCGACAUCCCCUGCGCCGCGCCCUCCUCGGUGGCCGGCCUGGACCUGAGCCAGGUGGUUUUCAGCAGCCUCAACGGCUCCUGCGUGGACCCGUCCGAGCUCAACCUGACCACCGCCUCCUCCGAGGUGGCGGCCACCACCGAGGACCGCUUCAACAGCCUCAUCUCCAAGCUGCUCCAGCAGGAGCUAAGGGAGGAGAUGGGGAACGGGACCGAGAGCCUUCGCAACGGGACGCUGUCGGACGAGGAGGGGCAGCUGUCCGCGGGGGCCCGGCCCGCCCCGACCGGCCAAUCCCUGCUGGCCCUGGCGGUGGGGUGGCUCCUCUUUGGUUCGUUAGGCCCGCCGGACGCUCACUCCUGUCUUCGCUACACAUGAGGGGGCGGCGUUUUGAGUUUCUCAAGAAAUAAAAGCCAUUUGUGACGCGUCCACAGAAAAUAAAAAAGAAAGAAAGAAAUGCUGGUUACUCCCGCGAGGCUUUGAGGGCCAGCGUAUAGGAGGUGGAUGCUGAUUUGGGAGCAGAGAAAGAAACGGCAUGGUUUUGAGCAUCGUUUAUUUCCAUGUGAGCUGUUUAUUUGCAAUUAUAUCUGCCGUUUGUAAAAGAAAUGGAAAAACAUGGCCGGUUCCUGAAGGAGCCAAACCUGCAUGGCUGUGGGAUUUACUCCUACGAUGGCACUGACGGAUGGAUGAAAAUGUACAUUGAGAAAGCCAUUUUUUUGUUGCAUAAUGCUCAAUUAUCAUUAAUAUUAUGUAAUAUUUAUAGCAUAACAGUAUAUUGAGAGUGCUUUUUUUUUGUGUGCGUGUUUUCAUUCACA
Menidia menidia (Atlantic silverside) is the source of this 2177-nucleotide messenger RNA. NCBI's taxonomy places the organism in Eukaryota, Metazoa, Chordata, Actinopteri, Atheriniformes, Atherinopsidae. The record is from the annotation of a GenBank genome assembly.